Phragmites australis (common reed) is the source of this 1932-nucleotide messenger RNA. RefSeq lists its product as uncharacterized. NCBI's taxonomy places the organism in Eukaryota, Viridiplantae, Streptophyta, Magnoliopsida, Poales, Poaceae. The transcript has 2 exons. The record is from RefSeq and is a predicted model, not a curated record. Bases 94 to 1689 code for a protein of 531 amino acids.
CGCAGCCCUCCUCUCCUCUACUUAUACUUGUCAGAUCUAUCUAUCCAUCCAAACACGAGGGGGGAAAAAAUCCAAAGAGAGAAGGAGCGAUCCAUGGAGAUAAGCAAGCAUCUUGCAAAAUUGAUGGAGGCCACCUUGCAUCCGCCUGCUCUCUUGCGCUCCCCCGAAGACGACGACGAUGCUGCUGCUGGUAUCCCCUGGGUCCUCCUCGACUUGGAGGCCUACGUCGCCGACCACCGCAACGACACAACUGCCUUUUCACAUACGGAGUCCGGUACGGAGAUCCAGGUCACCUUCUUCCUCGCCCGCCCGCCGCGCGUUUCCUACUUCUGCGUCUUCUGCCCUGGGAGGGAUCACACGGAGAUCCCCAUAGAGCCCAACAUCCUCGCCAUGGAGGAGAACCUCGUCCUCCUCCACAUCGUCGUCGGCCCUGAGGACAAGAUUUACAAAGACCGCGACCUCUUCAUCUACCAGGCCAACGGGGCCGACGACGGGGGGCCGUCGCUCGAGCGGCUCCAGCGCCCCCCCAGCCGCGACUACGACUUCGAUUACAGCAACGUUGGCCUCCUGCGCUGCAGAGACGGCGGCGGCUGUAGGUUCAUCCAGCGCCCCCACCGCAACAAAAAGGAUGAAUUCAUCAUCGCCGCACUCUGUGACCUGUACGGCGGCCCAGGCGUCGCCGCCCAUCUCCCUGAUGACAUGUUCAAGCCAGGAUCCGAGUCAGGCAGCACGCCGUUCGCUCUGUAUGUCUACAACUCCAAGCCCAAAGCUUGGACUGUCAGUGUGGUUUCACUGGACCAACAGCAACAGCAAAAGCAACCAGGAGACUGUUUUCUGCAUUUCAACAGCAAGGUGAUCUCCAUAGGAGGAGAAGCUGGCACCAUGGGGUUUGUCGACCUCUGGCGGGGCAUCCUCCUUUGUGAUGUGCUCAAUGGCGACCCCAACCUUCGUUACGUCCCGCUGCCAAAGCCGAUCCGGCCAGGCAAGGACCUCCGGGGUGAUGCGCGCCUCCAUCGGGACAUUGCUGUCAUCAAGGAUCACAUCAAUUACGUCGAGCUGCAGGUCAAAUGGAAGCCUGGCCUAGUCUCUAGGGAUGGUCGCUACAACAGUGAUGGCUGGAUGGCCAGGACAUUUAGCAGGCCAGUGGCUGCUGCUAACUCAGUGGCUGCAGCUAACUCGGUUGCUGAUGAUUGGCGCAUGGAAUGUGAGAUGAAGUCCUCCGAUGAGAUCGACGUCGACAGCAACCCGCAUUAUGAACUGCUGCCUAAGCCGCUGGACAAUGAAGGCCGGCCUCUGCCACCCUUUAAGAGCGUUGUCAUAUGCCAACCUACACUCAGCUUGAGCAACCAAGACGAUACCGUCCAUUUCAUGAACAAGGACGUCCCCGGGGACGACAAGGCGUGGGUGAUCGCCGUCAACAUGAACGAAAAGAAGCUAGUAGGAGCAGCUAAGUUUGCCGCAGAAAGGACUGAUGUUGUCACUUUUGCCUACGUCCACAGUAGGAUAUCUGAGUAUCUGACAGGAGCUUCAGGUACAAAGGGAAGCAACAAACGACAUGGGCCCAUGUUGGUGCGAUCCUCCAGCGAGAAGCAGCCAGAUUCGCAUGCCACCUCGAUUCGAAUGUUUGGACACCUGGAUGUGGAAAUGCCCGUCACAAGUGCGGUGGCUGAAGAGAAGGGUUAUUUUUAGUAACGAUGGUGAUUCCUUGUGUCUCACUAAUACGGUACCUUUUGUGUAAGAAGACCGGCAUUGCCAGAUUCGCAUCUGGUUUGCAGUUUUAUUUAUUAUCGCUAAGUUUAUGAUUUAGUAGUCGGGAUGGAUGUGGUCAGGACAUUCCUAAGUUAUGCUCUGUAGCGGCGACUUGUAUGCCAUGUAAUGGCCAAGUGUUCUGGAGUCACUAUUUCGAUUCAAAAGCUAUUAUGUAGAUGCUGU